UGGUGGGGAUGACGACGGCGAGGGACGUGGAUGGUCGCCAUUUUGAUGGUGACGCGCACGGCGCAGCUCGGGUUCCACCAGUGACGAAGCCACUGGAGUUUUGACGUGGCUGCUACGUACCUGCCUGCUUGCCCACUCCGAUUGCAGCAAAGUUGGUGACGAGAAAUACGUAACUGGUAAGUACCCAGCUGGAGAAUAAUAACAAGCGGACAUGGACCACUGCGCUAACGGGCUCCAGGUACCCAGGCUAUGGAAAGUAUGGUCGAGGAAAAUGGAUCGGCCGUUGACCCAUUAUCACAGGGUUCUCAAAGUGGUGAUGCAGCACCGGCAAUUGCAACAUCGGUACAGUCUCUCAAUAGAACGCCUCAACAGCAAACUCAUCAUCUGGUAGCUUCUACCAGCAUUGUGCAACUGACACUACCUUCAUCAGGAGCAACACAGGUCCAAUCAGUUAUACAACCUAACCAACAGUCUGUAAUUCAGACAGCAACAAAUAUUCAACCUGUUGCUCUCUCCAAAGGAAAUGUUAUUCUUGUUAGUAAACCAAAUUCAGUCAUACAAACUGCUCAAGGCAGUCUACAAACACUUCAGGUUGUUGAGACAGGAAGUGAUGAUAGUUUUUCGGAUGAAGAAUCUCCGAAAACAAGAAGUAAUAUUCUCACCAGACGUCCAUCAUACAGAAAAAUUCUUAAUGAUCUAGGUGGUGGAGAAAUUACUGACGGUCGUUUGCCCCCCAUAGAAUCUUCUUCAGAGUGCGAUUCUAAUGUGGACAGUGAAGUGUCUUCCCACUCUCUUCAUUAUCAGACAGUAAUACCUGCUGGCACUAUUCAAAUUGCAACACAAGGGGAGGGUGUCCCAGGGCUUCAUACGUUAACUAUGAGUAAUGCAGCAACAGCGGGUGGAGCUAUAGUAGAGUAUGCACAGGGCCAGGAUACACAAUAUUUUGUCCCAGCUUAUUCAGGACAUGGUGUAGUUGUUGAAGAUGCGGCUAGAAAAAGGGAACUGAGGUUGCUGAAGAAUAGACAAGCAGCAAGAGAAUGUAGAAGAAAGAAAAAGGAAUAUAUUAAGUGCUUAGAAAAUCGUGUUGCAGUUCUAGAAAACAGAAAUCAGACUUUAAUUGAUGAGCUGAAGUCCUUGAAAGAGCUCUAUCAACAAAAAGCAGACUGAGGUUGGUGUUUGAUAUUGAAACAUUGUAUCAAAAUUAUUAAUCGAUUAUGGAAUCUGUACAUGUUUUGUUUGUGUACAUUAUCCUAAGACAUUGUUAGAUAAACGAUGGUGAUGUACAUGCAUUCUUAUAGAUAAGCGUUCUGUAACAUACUGUAUUUAAGUGUGAAUACAAAGGCUUGUGAAACUUGCUAUUACUAAAGCGAGAAGCCAAAGGUACAUGAAAUGUGGAGGUAGGGAAUGUAUAGACAGAUAUUUGGGAAAUCAUCAUAUAUAUUUUGGAUAAAGAUGAUUAUAAAAUUCACACCAAUGUUCAUGCAUGGAGGGGAUAAAAAAAAUGUUAACGUUCAAAAUGUACAAUCUACUUUACAGAGGCAGUAUGAUCGUGCUAUUUUGAGAUAAAUGAUGUGUUAAUGUAGUAUCACUGCAACCUUCCAUUUGUAUAUUAUAAACUAGAUGAUUGAAAGGUAUUGUAAAGAACAAUACAAUGGUUUUACAAAUAGUCAAUUUGUGAUAAAUUAGUCACUUGAUUUUUUUGCUAAAUAUCUUAUAGAAAAAAAUUCUAUAAAUAUAUCUAUAAGAUAUAUCAAAUGGGGCUAACAUAUUAUUUUAGAUCUACAUUUGUGAUCGUUAUUUCUUUAAAAAGUAAUUGUUUCUUUGAAUAAUAUUUUCCAUAGCCUCUUUUAACUUUUGGUAAUGUAUAUUAUACACAGUAUUCAUUGUAGAAACUGAUACAAUUUUUGUUUAAAUAAUUGGAAAUAUUUUUAUAAGUAUAAUGGAUAGACAAGCUUAUUUCUUUUAGUUAUGAAACAUUACAAUCUAUCUGUUAUAUACAAUUAAAUAUAUGUAAUAUAAUUCUUUAUAUUUCUCUAAAAGCAAAAGGAAUGUAAGAAAGAAACAACAUCUACAAUGCGAAAAACUAUAUUUUAAAGAGUCAGAAUUUACAAAGAUGUUUAUUCUGUCUCUUUUCUCUCCUCCUCUGAAUACUACAAGUGGAAAAAACUACUGGUUGAUAUAUGUAAAAUAUAAAUGUAAUAUAAUCUGGAGUGCCUUUACAAUUUCUGUGUACACAGCAAUGUAUAUAUAUAUGUGUGUAUAUAUAUGUAUGUAUAUGUGUGUAUAUAUAUGUAUAUAUAUAUAUGUAUAUGUAUAUGUAUAUGUAUAAAUAUAAAAUUAUUACGUUAUAAGAACACAGGAUAGAGAUAAUAUUUUUAAAUUAUGUAUUACAAUAUACUUUUAUGCACUUGACGUGUUAUAUAAGAUUCUGUUGAUGUUGGAACUUUCAUUCUGAUGUAUAUUUUCGCAUUUUUAAAUUAAGGAAUACUAGCAUGAAUUAAAUAUUUAAAUAUCAAAGUGUAAUAAAUAAAUCUACUGCAUUAGUAGAUAAUGAUAAAACCACUUUCUCUUCAUGUUUCGUGAUCUCUGUCCAGUACACAAUUCUGUAUCAAUUAAUCUUUACAUAUAAUUAUUUAAGUAAUCUGAUUUGUGCUAUGCAAAAGAAAUAAUUAAAAAACAAUUAUAGCAA
Vespula pensylvanica (western yellowjacket) is the source of this 2689-nucleotide messenger RNA. RefSeq names its product cyclic AMP-responsive element-binding protein 1 (gene CrebB). Bases 250 to 1167 code for a protein of 305 amino acids. The transcript has 8 exons. Gene Ontology annotation, molecular function: RNA polymerase II cis-regulatory region sequence-specific DNA binding; DNA-binding transcription factor activity, RNA polymerase II-specific; protein binding. Gene Ontology annotation, biological process: regulation of transcription by RNA polymerase II. Gene Ontology annotation, cellular component: nucleus; transcription regulator complex. The record is from RefSeq and is a predicted model, not a curated record. Lineage: Eukaryota; Metazoa; Arthropoda; Insecta; Hymenoptera; Vespidae.